Molecule: messenger RNA, 2278 nt
Organism: Cajanus cajan (pigeon pea)
Lineage: Eukaryota; Viridiplantae; Streptophyta; Magnoliopsida; Fabales; Fabaceae
Product: O-fucosyltransferase 20
Cellular component (GO): cytoplasm
Source: RefSeq, a predicted model, not a curated record
AAACCGCAGCUACUUUUUGAUCGACGCGUACGCUUGGUCUUGGUGUUCCCGCCGCCCCUUCUCUCUCUACCCUCCAUUCAUUCUUUCUCUCUCUAGAAACAAAACCAUUAACAGCACAUAACAAGGCAUUAUAAAACCCACCAACCAACCAAAGAAGCAUUGAAUCUUGAAGAAGCAAGCAAUGGCCAAGUUCAAGAACAAUGCCAAGAAGUUGUCCUACAUCUCAGUUCCUUCUCAGAUCAUCAACUCCAUCUCAUCUUCUUCUCUUCAAUCUCUACUUGAGUCCCCCAAGAAGUGUGCAAGGCACUCCAAGUUUCCCAAGUGCAGGAGCCCAAGACUCUUCCUUUUCACUCUUUUUUUCUUUGCCUUCUUAGCCAUGCUCAAGUUUGGCUUCAAUCUGGACACCCCAUUUCCUCCCUUCCCGUGUGCAACCUCAAAACCCGAACUUGCAACUGCAUCACACAAAGGUGGUGUUUUGGAUGGUGCUGUGCCACAGCCUCUGAUUUCCACUGUGCAGUUACAUGCAGAUUUUCCUCAUGAAAGGGGUGAGGAGGUUGAAAAGAGUGAGUUUUGGGAGCAGCCAGAUGGGUUGGGGUACAAGCCUUGUUUGGAUUUCAGUAGGGAGUAUAGGAGAGAGAGUGAAGGGGUUGUGAAGAACAGGAGGAGGUACCUCAUGGUGGUGGUUUCUGGAGGGAUGAAUCAGCAGAGGAACCAGAUUGUUGAUGCUGUUGUUAUUGCUAGGAUUCUUGGGGCUGCUUUGGUUGUCCCCAUAUUGCAAGUCAAUGUCAUUUGGGGAGAUGAAAGUGAAUUUGCUGAUAUAUUUGAUUUGGAGCACUUCAAGAGUGUUCUUGCCAAUGAUGUGCGAGUGGUGUCAGCAUUGCCAUCAACACACCUAAUGACAAGGCCUGUGGAGGGAAGCCCUCCACUUCAUGUCACUCCCAGUUGGAUUCGGUCACGCUAUCUCAGAAGAUUCAACAGAGAGGGCGUUUUGCUUUUACGUGGAUUGGAUUCAAGGCUGUCAAAGGAUCUUCCUCCUGACCUUCAGAAGCUCCGAUGCAAGGUUGCUUUUCAUGCAUUAAGAUUUGCAAAGCCUGUUCAGGAACUUGGUAACAAUAUUGCUGAAAGAAUGAAAAGCAAGGGACCCUACCUUGCUCUUCAUCUGCGGAUGGAAAAGGAUGUCUGGGUGAGAACUGGUUGUCUACCUGGUUUGAGUGCUGAGUAUGAUGAGAUUGUAAACAGUGAGAGGAUACAACGGCCGGAGCUCCUGACAGCCAGAUCAAACAUGACUUACCAUGAAAGGAAGCUGGCUGGCCUUUGCCCCUUAAAUGCUAUGGAGGUUACCAGGCUGCUUAAAGCUCUAGGAGCUCCAAAAAAUGCAAGAAUUUAUUGGGCUGGAGGACAACCAUUGGGUGGAAAAGAGGCCUUGCAACCAUUAAUCCAUGAGUUUCCACAUCUUUACAGUAAGGAGGAUAUUGCCUUGCCUGGAGAACUAGAACCAUUUGCAAAUAAGGCUUCCCUAAUGGCUGCCAUAGAUUACAUAGUCUCUGAGAAAAGUGAUGUUUUCAUGCCAUCUCAUGGAGGAAAUAUGGGCCAUGCUCUUCAGGGUCACCGGGCCUAUGCAGGACACAAGAAAUAUAUAACCCCAAACAAAAGACAGAUGCUGCCAUAUUUUCUGAAUUCUUCCCUCCCUGAAGCAGAGUUCAAUAGGAUCAUCAAGGAAUUGCAUCAGGAUUCAUUAGGUCAGCCAGAACUCAGGACUAGCAAGGCUGGGAGGGAUGUCACCAAGUAUCCUGUUCCAGAGUGCAUGUGCAAUGGCUCACAUCAUCAGUCCUCCUAAUUGCACAUUUGAUAUCAAAGCUUUUGGUACAAAGAUUACAUGCAAAUGGAUAUGCAAUGCUAGUUUCGGCAACCUGUACAAUCUUGAUCCCUUGUGAACUACUUGAGGUCACUUCCACGGAAACCACAGUUCUUAAGAGAACCAUCAUUAAGAGACAUAAAGUCAAGCAUGGCUAUCACUAUACAGGGGUACUCACAUUUUUACUUAAAUACACGUAUGUAUGUUAUUAUGCGAGGCGAAGUAGAUUUUCAUCAGUUGAUGAUAGGCUAAACUAAAUCAAUGCAUAGCAAAUCAUUCUUUGAUUCUUUAUAGAGUUUGUAUAGGAUACAUUUUACUUACUCUUGUUACGUGUAAUUCUUUGUAGUACACUAUCAAGCCUUGUACUGCUGUACAUAUCUGUAUAAAUUCUCAAUUUUGUUAUUGAGUUAUUUGCUCUUUCAA